Molecule: messenger RNA, 990 nt
Organism: Salvia hispanica
Lineage: Eukaryota; Viridiplantae; Streptophyta; Magnoliopsida; Lamiales; Lamiaceae
Product: NADH dehydrogenase [ubiquinone] iron-sulfur protein 8, mitochondrial
Biological process (GO): mitochondrial respiratory chain complex I assembly; mitochondrial electron transport, NADH to ubiquinone
Cellular component (GO): membrane; respiratory chain complex I
Molecular function (GO): NADH dehydrogenase activity; 4 iron, 4 sulfur cluster binding
Source: RefSeq, a predicted model, not a curated record
CAUAUAAAUAUUGAAUAACUCUAGAAACGAAUUAGCCUUCACGGACAGCGUCACUUCACUUUCUGAUCGCGAAUUUGGGAACGAAAUCUGCAACUGAGAGGAAAUGGCAUCCAUCUUAGCUCGGAAAUCCAUAGCUGCUCUUCGCGCUCGUCAGCUCGCUCUGUCAGGGCAAGCAUUGCAGGGCUCUGCUCGUGUCGGGAUUAUAUACCCUGAGCGAACAUUUUCCUCAAAGCAUGCGUUCUCUAAUGACAAAGACGAUGAAGAAAGAGAGAAGCUUGCAAGGGAGAUAUCUAAAGAUUGGAGUACUGUUUUUGACAGGAGCAUAAACACGUUAUUCCUCACUGAAAUGGUUAGAGGUCUGAUGCUGACACUCAAGUACUUCUUUGAACCGAAAGUCACAAUUAACUAUCCUUUCGAGAAGGGUCCUCUAAGUCCUCGCUUUCGUGGAGAACAUGCUUUACGACGUUAUUCAACUGGAGAGGAACGUUGCAUUGCUUGUAAACUAUGUGAAGCUAUCUGCCCUGCUCAAGCAAUCACCAUUGAAGCCGAGGCGCGUGAAGAUGGAAGCAGAAGGACAACUAGGUAUGACAUUGACAUGACCAAGUGCAUAUACUGUGGUUUCUGCCAAGAAGCAUGCCCCGUCGAUGCCAUUGUUGAAGGACCCAACUUUGAAUUUGCUACUGAGACUCACGAGGAACUUCUCUACGACAAGGAGAAGCUGCUAGAAAAUGGUGACAGGUGGGAAACUGAGAUUGCAGAGAACCUCCGUUCUGAAAGCCUAUACCGUUAGAGGAGUGGAUUGGCCUCAACACCUGCAAAAAAUGUGGAGUUUGAUCUCUUAAUUUCUGAAAAGUUUAAAUAAAGGGAUAAUUUUGUUUAUGCUCCCCCUUGUAGCCUGAUUCUUUUUCACGAGAAGGGCAAGAAAACAUAGUAUUGAUGCAGUUGCUAUUUUUGCUUCGGAUAUCACAUUUGCUAUAUUGCUUCUCUCUA